AUGAUGGAAACACUCAAAUCUGCCCUAAGGAUGAAUCGAGGCGAGGGGGGAUUUGGAGCGCUCGACCUCCUACUGUGCAACCUGCUUCUUCUCGACAGCGUUGGCGAACAUGACGUCCUAGGAGAGUUGGAUGAUGGCGACGUGUCUCUCCUACUGGCACGAGCAAUAAGGAAUUUGGAGCGCUCAGCCUCCUACCGUGCAACCUGCUUCUUCUCGACGUUAUUGAAGAACUCAAUGGAGGCGGGCGUGCUCCAGCAAGGACCAUGGGGUGGCAACGGCGGCAAAACCUGGAAUAUGAGACAGGCGGAUCACAUUAGCAACGUCAAAAUUCAUUACAACGAUGCCGUAUUCGCGUUUGACUUCACCUUCACCGUCGACGGCAAGAAGAAGACCAUCCACGUCGGAGGUGAUGCACCCCAGUACAAUGAGAUUACUCUAGAGGAGGACGAAUACUUCACUUUCAUCUCUGGACAUUUCAAGACGAUGUGGACGACAGACGUUUUCAUAACACAACUUACCCUUGAGACCAACAAGGGCAAUUCUGUGAGCGCCGGCAAUUCGAUUGGCAGUCAUUUCUCCCUAAAUCUAGAGGAUGAGGGUAAGAUUCUAGGCUUCUUCGGACGUGAAGGUUCUACCAUCGAUGCCGUCGAGGGGAGAAUGGUGAAGGUGGGGCCAUGGGGUGGCAACGGAGGGAAUGUGUGGGAUAUGGGACAAGCCGACCACAUUACCAAACUUCGAAUCUAUUACGGAGAUAACAUUGUGGGGUUGGAGAUUACCUACAUUCUUAACGGUAAUUCCCACACCUACAAACGUGGAACCACCACCGGCGCUUCCAAGGAGAUCAUCCUUGAGGAGGACGAGUACUUCACUUCUAUCUCCGGAUACUUUCAUGCAUUAUCCAAUUAUCAGCGACAUGCAAUCGUGAUGUCGCUUACUCUUGAUACUAACAAGGGUGCAUCCAUAAGUGUCGGUAACAAGACUGGCUCUUCUUUCGCCCUUACUUUAGAGGAGGGGAGUAGGAUUCUGGGCUUCUUUGGGCGAGUUGGUACAGCCAUUGACGCUAUUGGGAUUCACUGCUCAUUGCCUAACUAA
Musa acuminata AAA Group (dessert banana) is the source of this 1092-nucleotide messenger RNA. Its product is annotated as mannose/glucose-specific lectin-like. Gene Ontology annotation, molecular function: carbohydrate binding. Lineage: Eukaryota; Viridiplantae; Streptophyta; Magnoliopsida; Zingiberales; Musaceae. The transcript has 5 exons. The record is from RefSeq and is a predicted model, not a curated record. The coding region runs from base 1 to 1092 and encodes 363 amino acids.